Sitodiplosis mosellana (orange wheat blossom midge) is the source of this 2142-nucleotide messenger RNA. RefSeq lists its product as uncharacterized. The transcript is spliced from 7 exons. The record is from RefSeq and is a predicted model, not a curated record. Lineage: Eukaryota; Metazoa; Arthropoda; Insecta; Diptera; Cecidomyiidae. Bases 89 to 2068 code for a protein of 659 amino acids. Gene Ontology annotation, molecular function: protein binding.
GGCAGUCACUGUAAAAACCUGAUCGAAGUGAUCACACCGAUUUUAUCUUGUUUGUCACCGCUUUUAUUACCAAUAGAGACAAAAAAAAAUGAUUAAAAACAUACAAAUAACUAGACCGGACAUAAAUGUGCCGUUUGGUUUUAGCAUAAAGGGUGGAAUUGAUUCGGAACAACCCUAUCUUAUUACAGCAGUAAAAGUAAGCGGUAUUGCUGAAGGUGUUGGAUUGCGGGUGGGAGACGUUAUAACGCAUGUGAAUGGUAUCGAUGUCGAUCAGUUGAGCCAUGAGAAUAUUUUUAGCAGUUUUACGACCCUAUUGAACAUGAUGAUUCGAAUUUAUCGCGACGGCGACAUCGACAUCGUCGAAGACGAAUUAAACAUGAAAAAAGCGUGUGAUGUAAGGCAAUUUCCCGAUGCAAUAAACAGCAAGCCAAAUGACUUUGAUCUGAUUGACGAUAGUAAAAUCGCUGAAAUUAUAUCGGCAGAGGCAGAACUUUUAGAAGAUAACGUUAUUGGUGUGAAUUUUCAGAAAAUCAUGCCAAUGUCCAACAUUUUUAAAAGCAGUGAAGUGCUCAAACAUUUAAAUGAAGAAGUGAAAUUUGCAAACAUUCGGAAAAAAUACGAGGGCGAAAGAGAAUCGACAUUUUUACAAAAGCCCAAUCGUCCGGUGCCCAAAGGAAAAAAUGAGCAACAAGAGCAUCAAGAAUUGAAUAGCACAAUAGGCCACAUCGAAGAGACGAAGAAAUUCAUCAUCUCAGAGAUCGAAACCAUAAACAUUCACGAGGAAAGUAAUAAAUUUAUGGAAGAGCUACAUGAUCGUGUCGAUCUUGCCAGUAUCGAGUUCGAUGCCAACAACGACAAUGACAACGAUGAAGAUGAAAUGCCCGACUUGUUACAGUGCGAACAGAAUAUAUCCGUUGCAAACACAUGCGAUUUAAACGAAUGCAAAAUAGAAAAGUGUACAAUUGAAAAAUGCCAAAUCGAGCAAUGUACAACGGAAGAGUGUACUGUUGAAGAGGAAUGUAAAAUUAAACAUAUUGAAGAAUUAACGGAAUCUAUUGAGAAUGAUAGCAACGUCGCAUCGAAACCACCAAUUUGUGAUACGAGAGAUGUUGAAAUGGAAAAACAAUUGGAAAUUGUUCGAAAGCAACUGGAAGAGCUAGCUCAAUUGCCAUCAACCAUCCAGGCCACCAUUGAAGCGGUGAAGAAACAAAUUGCCGGACUUAUCCAUUUGAAAAAUAUGGAAAUUCACAGCAAUACCAAUGCAGUGACAUCAACAACGGUGCAAUUGUCGGAAAGAAUUGUCAAUCAAGAAUCGAAGACGGAAAUUGAAAAUGAUUUAAAGAUAGAAAAUGUCGAAAAUUCACUGGAAGAAAAUGAACAAGCUUCAAAGAACGAUCAAAAGCCAAAAGAUGAAAUUGAAGGCGAUUCAAAGAUAGAAAAUGGACAAGAUUCAAAGAAAGACACCGAGACAGACAUUAAUGGAGCGACCAUUGAAUAUUCAGAGGCAAUUUCCGUACAACAAGAAUCGCUUGAAUGUCAAACGAUAGCCUCAUGUCAAUCAGAUAGCACUGAUGUAAUUGCCGCAAAAACCGAUGAGCAAAUUGCAAAAUUGAAACUUGAACAAUGUUUCAGCGAGCAACGAGAACGAUGGUUUAAUGAAAGGAAACAGAAAUUGCAACAACAGCUUUCAGAAAAACUCGUCGACGCAAAUACAUUGCCAACAAAAAGUAGAGAUGGACCAAAAACGCCAAGUGAACGACCAUUGGUUUUGCCCGGUGGACGAAAGUGGCGAAAUGAACGUGAUGCAUACAAUGAAGAGUUUAUUGCCGAAACGAUGAGUGCACAUGCGGAAUUGAUCAACGGAUCGACACUGGGGAGCUACGAAAGCUAUCUUCUACCCUUUGAUGAUAGAGUCAAUUUUCUGAAGUAUAAAAAACCGGAGAGAGAUUUAUCGAAUUUAAAUAAAAGCGAAGUAUUUAAAAUGAUUCACGAUUCAGAGACGAAGCCAGCCAGUCGAAUUUCCGAACGGCCACCAAAAGUCUUUUCAGCCGAUGAUUUUAAAAAUUGAUUUCACAUAUAUAUUGUGUCUAGAGUAUAUACGAAAAAUCAAAUAAACGAAAUCAUUAUAGAUACCAAUUGAAA